Molecule: messenger RNA, 733 nt
Organism: Triticum aestivum (bread wheat)
Lineage: Eukaryota; Viridiplantae; Streptophyta; Magnoliopsida; Poales; Poaceae
Exons: 1
Coding region: 73-282 (69 amino acids)
Source: RefSeq, a predicted model, not a curated record
CUCUCCACUGGUCGGUCCUCCUACGUAGUACGAUCUCAGACUCGGAGCAAGUGUGCCGGCCGGGGAGGAGACAUGGCGGACUGGGCCCCGGUGUUCAUCGCGCUGGUGCUCUUCGUCCUCCUCUCGCCGGGGCUGCUCUUCCAGGUCCCGGGCAAGAACAGGUUCCUGGAGUUCGGCAACAAGCAGACCAGCGGCGUCUCCGUGCUCUUCCACGCCGUCAUCUACUUCGCCCUCAUCGCCAUCUUCACCCUCGCCGUCCGCGUCCACGUCAUCCUUGGUUGACAGGCAUGGCAGACGCCGGAAACCACAGUUUGAAUUUUCAUGUACACUACUACUACUUGUGAUGAUCCGCUGUGUGCGAUCUUUAAUGUCUCUUAACACGAACUAGAGGAACAGUCGUGGCCCGGUUAUAGCUUUGUUUGGCCUUUUCUUGUUGCAGGGGUAUGUUGUCAAAUGCAAGAAGCAUCCUUGCUUGUAAUGGCGUAGUAAUUGAUAUUGCAACAUCAUUUGUGUGACUUGUGCCCAAUUUUUUUUUUUUGCGAGGGGUGACUUGUGCCUAAUUGAUAUUACAAUGUUGCAAUCCGGAGCACCCAUUUUCUGUAUGUGCCAUCUGACACCUAGUCCAGUUCGAUAUUUCCAAGCAAAAAUAAAUAAAUCUAGUGUGAUACUGUAUGUCAUGCCAUGUAUUUCAAACCUUGUAGACUCAUUGUUUCAGUUGUUAGAAUAAAUCCAA